Messenger RNA from Thunnus maccoyii (southern bluefin tuna), 2967 nucleotides. Its product is annotated as zinc finger protein 436-like. The transcript has 3 exons. The record is from RefSeq and is a predicted model, not a curated record. Lineage: Eukaryota; Metazoa; Chordata; Actinopteri; Scombriformes; Scombridae. Gene Ontology annotation, molecular function: RNA polymerase II cis-regulatory region sequence-specific DNA binding; DNA-binding transcription factor activity, RNA polymerase II-specific. The coding region runs from base 150 to 2318 and encodes 722 amino acids. Gene Ontology annotation, biological process: regulation of transcription by RNA polymerase II.
AGCGGAACGAAAAACAAAUACGAUUCCGCUGUCGGGAAAUUAACAGUGUAACAUCCAGCGGAAGUAAACAACACAGGAGCUAAUCACGUUAGCUGCUUGGAAGAAGUCUCAGCAGGACAAUGAGACAUCUCACUUGUAAUUAAGCAACAAUGUCUUCAAUUCAGUGUUUGAGAGAGUUCAUCAACGAGCGACUAACUGCUGCUGCUGAAGAAAUAUUCCGAGUUUUUCAGACAAUUAUCGUUGAUUACGAGGAAGAGAUCGAUCGUCAGCGCAGACUGCUGGAUAUCGUUUGGAAACCUGAAAUAAAGUUACAGAGAAUAGAGCUUCUACAGCAGAAUGUCUGUGAGGAAGAGGAGGUUCUCACUGACCAGCAGCCCUGUAACCAGGAGAAGAACUCCAGUCUGGCCCAAGAGGACCCAGAGCCUCCACAAAUUAAAGAGGAACAGGAGGAAGUCUACACCAGUCUGGAGGGAGAGCAGCUGGUGCUGAAGCAAGAGACUGAAACCUUUAUGUGGACUCCUACUUGUGAGGAAAGUGACAACAGUGAAGAUCAGACGGAGGACUCUGAUGAAACUGAGAGUGCAGCAGAGAAAGAGCAUGUUGUGAGCAUGUUAGUUAAAAGCUCAGUGGUACCAGAACCAAACAGUGAUGACCAACUCCUCUCUCACAACUCUCAUGUAGCUGAGAGCCAAGAUCACAAAGGAGGCAAACUUGGAGACUCAGGAUCAACCAGAAAUGCAGAGACAGAACCCAAGAAGAGACAUCACAGGAGAAAAAAUCCCACUAACAAUGAAGACAACUCUACCACAUCAAAGCUUCACAGUAAUAUUUAUACAGGAAAAAAGUCUUUAAAAUGCAACACGUAUGGGAAAGCUUUCAAGUGCAAGUCCAAUUUGAACAAACACCUGAGAGUCCACACAGAACUUCUACAGCAGCAUGUCUGUGAGGAAGAGGAGGUUCUCGCUGACCAGCAGCUCUGUAACCAGGAGAGGAACUCUAGUCUGGACCAAGAGGACCCAGAGCCUCCACAAAUUAAAGAGGAACAGGAUGGACUGUGCACCAGUCUGGAGGGAGCACAGCUGGUGCUGAAGCAGGAGACUGAAACCUUUAUGUGGACUCCUACUUGUGAGGAAAGUGACAACAGUGAAGAUCAGACGGAGGACUCUGAUGAACCUGAGAGUGAAGCAGAGAAAGAGCAUGUUGUCAGCAUGUUAGUUAAAAGCUCAGUGGUACCAGAACCAAACAGUAUCGACCAGCUCCUCUCUCACAACUCUCAUGUAGCUGAGAGCCAAGAUCACAAAGGAGGCAAACAAGGAGACUCAGGAUCAACUGGGAAUGCAGAGAUAAAACCCAAGAAGACACAUCGUAAAAGUAAAAGUCACAGUAACAAUGUACAUAACACUACCAUGUCACAGAUUCAGCUGAAUAGCCACAAAGGUAAAAGGGUUUUUAAGUGUGACUAUUGUGGAAAAGCUUUUGAGUAUAUUUCCCAAUUGAAUAGACACCUGACAAUGCACACAGGUGAGAAGCUGUACCCAUGUAACACCUGUGUGAAAAGAUUCUCUCACCUGAGGGCAUUGAAAGUGCAUUUGAGAAUCCACACAGGUGAGAAGCCGUACCCAUGUAACACUUGUGAGAAAAGAUUCUCUCGGCAGGAUAUAUUACAAACACAUAUGAGAGUCCACACAGGUGAGAAGCCGUACCCAUGUAACACUUGUGAGAAAAGAUUCCCUAAAACUAGUGCAUUAAAAGCGCAUAUGAGAGUCCACACAGGUGAGAAGCCGUACCCAUGUAACACUUGUGAGAAAAGAUUCCCUAAAACUAGUGCAUUAAAAGCGCAUAUGAGAGUCCACACGGGUGAGAAGCCGUACCCAUGUAACACCUGUGAGAAAAGAUUCUCUGAGCUGGGCAACUUAAAACGACAUAUGAGAACACACACAGGCGAGAAGCCGUACACAUGUAACACUUGUGAGAAAAUAUUCUCUGAACUGAGCGCACUAAAACAGCAUAUGAGAGUCCACACAGGUGAGAAGCCGUACACAUGUAACACUUGUGAGAAAAGAUUCCCUAAAACUAGUGCAUUAAAAGCGCAUAUGAGAGUCCACACAGGUGAGAAGCCGUACCCAUGUAACACUUGUGAGAAAAGAUUCUCUCAGCUGGGUGCAUUAAACCUACAUAUGAGGGUCCACACAGGUGAGAAGCCGUACAGUUGCAAAACUUGUGGAAAAGAUUUCCCACGUGGAGAUCAUUUGAAGAUCCACAUGAGAGCACACAGUAGGAAAAGAUUGUCAGAUGUCAGACUUGAAAAGACACAUUAGAAUUCUCCAGAUGAGAAGCCGUAUUAUUGGAAAACAUGAGGGAGAGCUUUGUGUUGACUUGACAAUCUACAUGAGAACCUGCUGCAACACAGAGAAGAUUCUGUCAUGUGUGAAGUGGAAAAGCAUAUAAGAAUACCACACAUGCCUGUAGCCUUGUAUGUGUGAAACAUUGCAGUUAUAAUACAAUCACAUAAUGGCAGCACAUGUUGACAAAAAUCAAAUAAACAGGACAAACAAUUGAGCUGAAACUCCUGUAUGCAAGUGUUCACCAACAUCUUUAUAAAUGAAUGUAAAAUAUUCUCCAUGAAGAAGAGUUCAGAAUAUCUUCAUGUAAGCUGUACAUUGUCAACAGUGCUAUCAAGUGUAUUCGAACUACAACCUGUUUUUUGUUUUUUUUUCUUCAUGUUACUGUAACUACUAAUUUUACUGUUCACUCCAGCAUUUCAUUGACAAAUUUGGAUGCAGUAUAGUUUCAUAUUGGGCCUCUAAGUUGUCAUUUAGUCAACUAGAGUCUUCUUGUCUGCAGUGUUUUUUUUUUUUAAUUUUAUCAUUUUAAUGUAUUUUCCUCCCAGUUUAACCUGAGAAAAAAUGUUAAUUGUUUGCUGCUGUAGUGAUGACGCACAAAUUACAGAUGAUGUUUUGAUGUUGA